Messenger RNA from Dichotomopilus funicola, 5424 nucleotides. RefSeq lists its product as uncharacterized. Gene Ontology annotation, cellular component: endoplasmic reticulum membrane. The transcript is spliced from 5 exons. The coding region runs from base 1 to 5424 and encodes 1807 amino acids. NCBI's taxonomy places the organism in Eukaryota, Fungi, Ascomycota, Sordariomycetes, Sordariales, Chaetomiaceae. The record is from RefSeq and is a predicted model, not a curated record. Gene Ontology annotation, molecular function: zinc ion binding.
AUGACGUCGAACGGCGUGCCCUUCAACCAGCCGCCCGACCCGUCCAUGGCGGCGGCCAUGGACGAAGGUCUACCCCCGGAGCCCUUCCCAGCUCCCCAUCCCGAACCAGGCCCUGUCCUCGACGCCGAUGCCGACCCGAACCCCAUCCGCUUCCCCAACACACGACGACGCCGCGGAUCGGCCGACUCCUCCGACAACAAGAACACCCCGUUCAACACCCCGCACACCCCCAAACCCACAUCCACAUCCUACUCCGACCCAGACACCUGCCGCAUCUGCCGCGCCGAAGGGUCCCGCGAGGAACCGCUCUUCUACCCCUGCAAAUGCAGCGGCAGCAUCAAGUAUGUGCACCAGGACUGCCUGAUGGAGUGGUUGUCCCACUCGCAAAAGAAACACUGCGAGCUGUGCAAGACGCCGUUUCGCUUCACCAAGCUGUACGACCCCAACAUGCCCAAGGCGCUACCGGCGUAUGUGUUUCUCAGGCAUACGACAAAGUACAUAUUUCGGAACUUGCUGGUGUGGCUGCGGGCGGUGCUGGUAAUUAGUGUGUGGCUGGGGUGGCUGCCGUAUAUGAUGCGAUCGGUGUGGUCGUGUUUGUUUUGGAUCAGUGACGAAGGGUUGUUGGGCGGGCGGUCAGGGUUUUUUGGCGGUGGCUGGCCGUCAUCGGUCGGGGAUAAUGGGUUAGGCUGGGAUGGGCUCGCGGAUGCCCUGCUCCCCUUUGGGGCGGGUGCGGUAUGCCCUGCCAGCCCGCUGCUUGCCCCGACGACGACGCCGGUGGGUAUUGGUGGCCUUCUAAACAGUUUGCCGCCCGAGUCCGCCAAGUUGGUCCGGACCCUCUACGGGAUCAACUUGACGUCGAGCGACCCGAUCUACUCGACCUUCUUGCGGCUGCUGUUUGGCAGCGGGGGGUUGUCAAGUUCGGAUACGGUGUUCACUGGGAGCUACGCUCAUUACAACGUGAAUAAUACGUCAACGCGACUCCCCGAGCCGGAGCGCGAUACGUUGCUGAGUGGGGUCAACUUCAUACGGAACCUCACCUCCAGCCAGACAAUCAACCGGAUUAUCACAGACAUCCUCGAAGGGCAAAUCAUCACGCUGCUGGUCAUUGUGUGCUUUAUCCUCAUCAUACUUGUGCGGGACUACGUGGUGCAGCAGCAGCCGGAGAUUAACAUGCGGGCGGCCUUUGCGGCAGCAGGGAAUCAGCCGCAGGCGGAUGCCGUGGAGCCGGGACAUGGGGAUAUUGGGCUGGAUGAAGAGCACCAUUUCGGGGAUUUCCCCCUGGGGCUCGCGGCGCAUCACCGGUUCGAUGACUCGGCCAGCGAGACGAUCGAUGGGGACGGGCCUUCGCCAUUCCCGGACCACAUCCCCAACUUCAUGGGCGAGCCUUCGUCAGGCUCAGGUUCGGGAUCACAGCCUGUGAGAGCUUUCCCGCCUGGAUCCAACUUCCGCCCUGCCGUUUUGCCCGAAAGUGAGGGCCAGGUGCAGGACUUUGACCGGGCGACGGUACACGAGUAUCUGGCUAUUUACCGCGAAGCGGGUGGAGAUGCAGAGAGGAUUAUGAUGCUUGCGCAGGAGCGGGGACUGGAGAUGAGGCUGGACUAUUGGUUGCGCCUAACCCGGUCGAUGAUGGCCCGACAGCGCGAGGCCGAGCAGACUACUGGACCGUCUGACUCGGUUGGUCAAGGUCAAGGGGUUGGAAAUGGGGAGAAUAGCAGCUUGUUUGGUGCGCCUGCUCAGUGGUCGUUCCGGGACGCUAAUGGCAACGGGACUGGGAAUGAGGACGGACACAGGGACGCGGACAGGGACAGGGACCUUAAGGAGGAUGAGACCCGCGGGAUUCUAGGCGGCCGGAUCGCGAACCCGCUGCGGCCAAGGGCACACACGGACGGGCCCCCGAUCAACAACACGAUCAACCCGCUAGCUAACAACAACUGGUCGUUUGCCGAGCUACCACCUGCUGCUCCGUCAUCUGGCGCAUCGGGUUCUCAACCGCCAAUGUUUCUCGGUGCGGACCGGCCGGUCGAACCAGAACGGGCUUUCCCAGCGUGGGACCCGUCAGAAGAUGUCCCGGAACCCGUAACACACACGAUCCGACCGCCGACACCACCGCGGGAACCAUUAGCCGCCGUACCAACACCAACAACACCAGCAGCAGCAGGAGCAGCGGCAGCGCCUACACUAAGACCUGCACUUGUACCAGCAGCACCUCGACGUCCUGGUUUCGCAGGCCGGAUCGCCGACUUCAUGUGGCGCGAUGUCGAGAACCUCGAAGAAGCCGAUCUCGCACCCGUCAACGUUGUGGGCGACUUUGCCGAAGAUGACCCCGACGACGACGUCCACGGCAACAACGGGCCACCACCACCACCCAAUAACAACGCAGGCGACGACGCCGCCGCUGGCGCCGCAGCAGCAGUAGCAGCGGCAGCAGCGGCCGCAGCACAAGACGGAGAUGCCGCCGACAUGGCCGCGGCCGGGCUCGACGCGGAAGCGAUGGAGGAUGCCGAAGACCUCGAGGGUAUCCUAGAGCUGCUAGGUAUGCGCGGGCCGAUCUCGGGCCUGUUCCAGAACGCCAUCUUCUGCGCGUUCCUGGUGUCCAUGACGAUCUGCUUGGGGGUGUUUGUGCCGUACAAUAUCGGCCGCGGUACGAUCUGGGUGCUGGCCAAUCCGUACCGCAUCGCGCGCAUGGUGUUUGGCUUCUGGACCAUGGUGCAGGACUUGGUGUUGCUGGCUUUGGGGGCGGUCGCCACGGCAGCGUGCGAGUUUGUUCGCGUGAUUCUGGGCCAGGUGUUACGGGUGUCGUUUGUGGCGAAACAUGCCGGCGACGGGGUGCGGGUGUCGUGGGCGAUUGCGAAGGGCGCGGCAGGUCGGAUCGGGAGCAGCUUUGUGUCGGAUCUACCGCUGUUCUCGGCGGCUGAGGUGCGCAAUUUCUCGGCGGUCAGCCACGAGGCGCUGUUCUCGCUCAAGGCGAGUGUUGGGCAGGCCGUGGCUGGCGUGGGCCACGGCGUGGGAUAUUUACUGGGGGGUGAUUAUGCGAGAAAAGGGGCCGAGGUCUAUGCUGUUGCGGGUGAAGCUUGGGGGGUUGUCAAGGAAUUUGCGGCGAACCCCAACUCGUGGAAUCCCAGCUCAUGGAAUCUCAGUUUGCAGAUCCCGAGCGGGGACAACAUCACCAAGGCCAUCGACCCUGACCUCGCGCACUGGAACGGCAUGGACCGGUUCUGGGCUGUGCUGGCCGGCUAUGCCUCGUUCGCCUCGGCGGCCGCGCUGUAUCUCCGGCACGGCCUGCCGUUCUCGUCAUCGUCCGGCGCGCAAGAGUGGGAAGCGUCGCUCGUCGACGUGCUCACCCAAGCGAGCGGCGUGCUCAAGGUGAUCCUCAUCAUCAGCAUCGAGAUGCUCGUGUUCCCACUGUACUGCGGCCUGCUGCUGGACAUUGCCCUGCUGCCGCUGUUCGAGGCUGCUACCUUCUCGUCGCGCCUGCGAUUCACCCUGCGCUACCCGCUGACGUCCAUCUUCGUGCACUGGUUCCUCGGCACCGCCUACAUGUUCCACUUCGCCCUAUUUGUAUCAAUGUGCCGCAAGAUCAUGCGCAAGGGCGUGCUCUACUUCAUCCGCGAUCCGGACGACCCGGAGUUUCACCCGGUCCGUGACGUGCUAGAGCGCAACGUCACCACCCAGCUGCGUAAGAUCCUGUUCUCGGCUUUCGUGUACGGCGCGUUGGUCAUCGUGUGCCUCGGCGGCGUGGUCUGGGGUUUAUGGGUGUGCAUCCGCGGCGUGUUGCCGAUUCACUACGCAUCCAACGAACCCGUGCUCGAGUUUCCUCUCGACCUGUUGUUUUACAACUUCGUCAUGCCUUUUGCUGUGCGCGUCUUCCAGCCUAGCCACGCCCUGCAUGCCAUGAACACCUGGUGGUUCCGCCGUUGUGCGCGUGCCCUGCGCAUCACCUGGUUUCUCUUUGGCGAGCGCCGCAUGGACGAGGAAGGGGUAUUGGUUCUGGCCGAGGACUCCCCUGAUCGGGCACUGCCCUUUUGGCGCCGCUGUUUCCUGGAGAUUGACCGCGAGUCGGGGCGGGUCGUGGCCCGUUCCUGGCGGGGGAUUUUCGAGGCCGGUAUCGCGAAGCCCAUAUCCAUCCAAAACGGCCGGCUGGUCGACCACAAUGCUGGCAAAGCCAAACUCGUGCGGACCGGCGAGUUGAUCGAGAAUGGCCGGUUUGUGCGCACCCCGGCGUCCGACCAGGUCAAGAUCCCCAAGGGCACGGGUGUGUUUUUGCCCGUCGACGAGAACAACCGACGCAUCGAUGCCAACGAAUUGGACGGCCCCUCGCGAGGCACACGCCCUUCCGACAUCUACUCGACCAAGCACUACCAGAUCGUCUACGUGCCACCACACUUCCGCCUGCGCGUCUUUGCCUUCAUCCUGUACAUCUGGAUCUUUGCUGCCAUCACGGGCGUCACUUUCACUAUUGUCCCGCUCGUCUUUGGCCGCUGGAUGCUGCGCCAGCUGAUCCCUGCACAUAUUCGCACCAAUGAUGUGUAUGCUUUUAGUCUAGGCGUACAUGUCCUGGGGUCGGCGGUGUACGCGCUUUUCCAUGCGAGAAGCAUCUAUGCGAGUGUGAAGCACUGGGCGGUGGUGCGCGUCGGGGGUGUGGUCAGGGAUAGUGGGGUGUUGGGGGGGCUAAAGAGGGCGACGGAGCGGGUCUUGAAGGUGGUUUAUACCUAUGCUUUUGUGUUGGUGGUCGCGCCGUUGAUGACGGCGUCGUUGUUGGAGCUGUACUUGCUCAUUCCGCUCAAUGAGAUCAUGUACGGCAUGGGGACUUUCCCACUCGUCGUCUCUAACACCAACACAACUGCUUUCAGCUCCACGAACAACACCACGCUCAACCCGGCCAACAUCUUCAACGCCACAACAACAGCAACCCCCCUCGCAGAACUCCAACCAACCCACUACCCAUCCCCCCCACACACCAUCCGCCUCGUCCAGUCCUGGACCAUCGGCCUCCUCUACCUCAAACUCGCCACCCGCUUCAUCAACACCUGCUUCCGCGGCUCACGUCUCUCCAACGCCGCUCGCGCUGUCCUCCGUCGUGGGUGGCUUGACCCAGAUGUGCGUAUCCUCACGCGCUGCUUUGUAUUGCCUGCUUUGGUUGCAUGGAUUGUGGCUGUUACUGUGCCGUUGGGUUUGGCUGCGGCUUUGGUGAGACGGUGGGCGCCUUCUGCGGAGCAUAUCGUUAUGGCAGGCAAGGCCGUCGUGGCUGUGUCAAGCACGACGGUGUAUAGGUUGAGUUACCCGAUUGUGGCCGGGGUGGUGAACUUGGGGUGGUUUGUGUGGAAAGGGGUGGGCGUGUGGAGGGGGUGGAGGGUGAGGAUAAGGGAUGAGGCGUAUUUGAUUGGGGAGAGGUUGCAUAAUUUUGGGGGGAGGAUUAGGGGGUAA